Molecule: messenger RNA, 2916 nt
Organism: Musca domestica (house fly)
Lineage: Eukaryota; Metazoa; Arthropoda; Insecta; Diptera; Muscidae
Gene: PPP1R15
Exons: 2
Coding region: 1162-2547 (461 amino acids)
Biological process (GO): response to endoplasmic reticulum stress
Cellular component (GO): protein phosphatase type 1 complex; endoplasmic reticulum
Molecular function (GO): protein phosphatase regulator activity
Source: RefSeq, a predicted model, not a curated record
AUUAUUUGGAAGUGUAUUAAUCAUAAAAAGAAAUAAUAAAGAGACUUUACACAGAGCGCAUAGCGAAGAAUAACAAGUGCAGAAGAUGAAUUAAAGAAAAACGAGUGCUAUUUAAAGACAAUUAUUACUUUUGUCCUUGAAACAACAUUAAUUUGCAACAGAGUGGUGACAAGUAAAGGUAGAAAAAAAAAAGAUCACGUCGUCGUACUAUUAGACAAUUCAAGUCGAACCAACCAGUUGGGAACGAAUUGAAACAAGAAAAAAUCACCUUUCCAACGUACCGACACACACACAUAGGCACGCGUGCAUACAACUGAAUUGAAUAAUUCAGAUACAUUACACACAAAUACAGAAAGACAACGGCAAAGCAAAGUGUUUUUGUAUUUCGUUGUAGGAAACGAGAGAAACAGACGGCGACAAAGGGGAAUAACCACCAAAACAACAGCAACAAAAGUGAAAAAUAAAGAAAAAAACGCGAAGCGAAACAAUAAUAAAAAACAUAUUGAAGUGAACUGACUGAACUUUUGUAAAUGUGUAUGUGUUUUUAUUUUUGUUGAUAACAAAGACAUUGAAAAAAAGAACAUUUUUUUUUUGUCGUGAACAAAUUGCAAGCAUUGCGUUGUUGUUUUCAUCAUCAAAUUUUCCGUCUGAAUUUUCAUACGGGGCCCCCACCUACGUUGCGUGAGCUUGAUUUCAGAACCCAAUGUUAUUUGCUUCCAAUAAAUACGAUGUACAAAUUAAUGAAAUCGGAAUGAAAAUCAUGGGGCAUUCCUGCCAUCCUGUCAACAGCCCGCUGCUAAAAUGUGGGACUUCUGCUAAAAAUAUUACCAACAUUAUCAACACUACAGCUGCUGCUAUUAUUACAACCACAACUAAUAGAAAUCGUUAUGUAUCCUGGCAACACCAACAACAGCAGAAUUUGGAGAACAACGUUGUACUGAGAGAUAUCAUUAAGGAUAACAACGACAAUCAUAAUUUGAGAGCCUUUGUCGUUCGAACCCCCAUCAAAAAGAAAUCUUCGAGACCUUUUGUUAACCGCCAACAACAGCCAGUGCUGCGUUUGCGACAAGGCUCUUUGUUUAAGAAAAAAGAUCAGCAGCAGCACCAACGCUUUUCCUUUCAUAAACGCUUCCUUGUUUGGCAUCUGAAUUCCGGUGCCAUAUGAUUGGAAACAACCACAGAAACAAACAAACCAAACAGCUUCUUAACUGCCUGGGCCCAAACAAAAUGUCGACGACAGCAUUGAAAGCCCAUCACACAGCCGCAAUGGCGCCAUCUUUUGAGCCGAAUAAUAGAAACGCCAGCAAAGCCGCCGCCAUGACAAUGUCAUCACUGGCUGCUGAUCUGUGUAAAGUAGCCACGGCGGCUGUACAAGCGCCUCCCAUGGAGGCAGCGGUCGUUGUUAAUAGUAUCAUAUACUCGAAACCCUCAUUCUGUAGCAUUGUUGUGGACUUGGGUGGAAAGAAUGGAGGUGUGGGGGGUACAACAUCGCCGCCACCACCUCCUCCGCAAGUGGUAACAUCGCAGACAUCGAAAUGUUGCAAUGCCAGCAAACCUGCGGCCGCCAAGGAAAAAUCGACACCUCAACCACAAAAUAAUGCUUGGAUCCCCCCGCCACAUCAACAAUUAUUUGGUCCACAUCUUGCCAAUACUGGGUAUUUCCCGAUGGGCGCGCCGCCCUCUAUGCCACCUACCUUGGAUGAUCGUGAUGCCCAUAUCUAUAUGAUGUGCACCACGAUCAAUGGUUCCAUUAAUCAUCAAAUUUCGGAUCUGUGUGAUAAUCUAAUAGCCAUGGGUCUAUUUGGUAUGACAAAUAGCGAACAUGAUGAUGAUAAUGUAGACGACGAUGACGGCCUCAUUGAAUUCGCCUAUGACGAUAAUGUGGACGAUUUGAAACAGAAUUUGAAUUUCUCAGAUGAUGAUGAUGAUGACGAAGAAGAUGAUGACGAUGAGGAGGAGGAGGAUGAUGAUGAUGAUGAGGAGGACGAAGAGUACGAUGACGACGACGACGACAAUGUCGAUUAUGUGACUGAUGAUGAGAAUGAAAUUGAAUUAAAUGACAACAAACAUGGCAAUUGUCCGUACGAUGAUGAUGGCGAAGAUGUUGUUGAUUUUAUCAAGACGACCCCCUGCCCAUUUCUAAAAGCACCAAAUAUUAUUUGUGAUAAAAAGAAGAAGGUACGCUUCAAUACCAAACCCGUGGUACAUGUUAUGCACACAUGGAACUAUGCUUAUCGUGCUGCCCGCAAAGGUAACUGGGAAAUGUAUGCCCGGGAUCGUGAGCGUUUUAAAAUGCGCAUUGAUCGCACGGCCCAUGUCUUAAAUCGCAUCCUGGAGCCAGAACAUCGUCAGAAAAUCUAUGAACAACGAUUUGUUGCCCCCGAGGUGGAAGUUAUGGCAUCACCGGGAAGGCCAGAUGAAAAAGAAGAAAUUCUUUUGCUUCCUCCCAAAAAGAAACAAGUCCAACAGCCACCGCCCAAUGCCAAUACCAAGGCGAAAAAGAGACAGCGUUGGAAGAAACGAAUGCGUCGAAGACCUAAAUUUUAAAAAAUCCAUGGCGACUGAAAUUGGAUGUGCUUUUCAAAAUUCAAAAUUUUUUAGUGCUUUGUAUUUUGACAUCCAAUACUACUGUCUCGUUGCCUAUGAAAGAGAGCCGACCAACAUUUGGUUAAAUAUAUUUCUGUACAUAAAACAACAACAAAAAAUAAGAAAAGAAGAAGUAAAUCACACACACUCAUACUUAUAUACACAAACGAAAAUUGAAUGGAAGAAAACCACUUUUUAUUUCUAUGAAUUACUCUACCCGAUUUAAUUGAUCGUUAAUUUUUUAUCUAUCGUUCUAGUUUAGUUUACUAUUAUUAUAAUAUUGGAAUUAGAAUAUCAUAUCUUAAUAAAAAAAUGAAAAAUAAGUCUAAA